Closterium sp. Naga37s-1 is the source of this 2703-nucleotide messenger RNA. The record is from the annotation of a GenBank genome assembly. Lineage: Eukaryota; Viridiplantae; Streptophyta; Zygnematophyceae; Desmidiales; Closteriaceae.
AUGACCGAGCCGCCUGCCGGCGGCUUUAAACGCUGGAGCGACUGGAGAACGUGGGGAAAUAAAGCGCGCAUUCUAGGAGUGCCGGGUCGCGGCCUGCAGCGAUGGGCUGACGUCACGAUUCCGUGCGGCGUGGCUGUGCUCCUGGAUGUACCCGAUAUUAGCGUGCGACGACUGCGCGUCAAAGGAUGGCUAAAGGUUCUCGACUCCCCGAAGCUGCCGAAGAUCCACGUGCGCGCGAACUACAUCAUGGUGUUCGGGCGCCUGACGGCGGGCGAGCCGGAAAAGCACUUCGCGGGGCGCGUGACGUUCACGCUCUUUCAGAACUUCAUGGGCGGGCGAAAGCCGUACCAACUCAAAUACCAGAGCCCCGCGGAUAAGGGCAAUCCGCGCGACUUGGGGCACAAGACGUUCGCCGUGGUGGGCGGGCAGGUAACGCUUUACGGCAUGCCGGGCGGCAGCGACACGCCGUCGUGGGUGCGCCUCACCGAGACGGCCAACCCGGGCGCGCGAGCGAUCUACGUGGACACGGACGUGACGCGCUGGGCGCCGGGAAUGACAAUCGCGCUGGCGUCCACGUCAGCAGAUCUCAACGACGCGGAGCACCACGUCAUCGCGUCCGUUUCCGUCGUCACGCCCGCGUCAGCACCAGGCAAAAACGACGGGCGGUACCGCAUCAAUCUAAAAACACCGCUGAAGAAGCAACACGAGGGCGUGGAAAUUUCGGAUGGGGUCGGAGGGACGGUGGGGAUUUACGGAGAGGUCGCGCUGUUGGAUCGGCACAUCGUGAUCACCGGAAGCAACGAGGCCCCGCCGCAUCAGUUUGAUGGUGGCAACUUCAUGGUUUAUAUGACGCCGACAGCCCAAGAAAUCGUGGGCGUGCAAUUUCGUGCCCUAGGGAAGCAGGGCACGCUGGGCAAAUACCCCUUGCAUUUCCACGUGUGCGGGCAAGAGGGGCAGAAUCACAUAGUGCGAAAAAACGCAAUCGUAUUCACGAAGCAACGGUGCAUGGUGAUUCACGCGACGGGUAACAUGACGAUCGAAGAAAACGUUUCGUACGAAACGAAGGGCCACUGUUACCUGCUGGAAGAGGGGUCGGAAAUGCGAAAUGUGUUUCGGCGAAACCUUGGGAUCAACGCGAGGAAAGUCACCCAAGUCAUCCCGCCGGCAACUUCCAGCCGGUUGGAUUUCCAAACCGACAAGCAGCCGACGAUUUUCUGGCUCGCCACACCCUUCAGCAGCUUCAUUGACAAUGUUGCCGCCGGCUCUGAGGAUUCAGGAUUCUGGUUGGAGGCAAACCCAUACAUGCGAGGGCUGUCGAGGCUGCUACCUCAGAUAGGGUCGACAAUACCCUUCUAUUACAACUGGGGCACGUGGGACGGCAACCACGCCCACUCCAACCUCUUUGGAUUCCGCACCUACCCCCACGGGUCACGACCCCGAUACCCGUCGACCACCCAGAAUCCCCGCGUCUCCCUUAAAAACUUCCUCAUUUACCGCAACAAGGCAGGCAUUUUCUUUUUCAACAGCGAGCGGCUGAUAGUGGAGAACGGGGUGUUUCUGGACAAUGGAAUCGGCAUCGACUUGAGCCGCAAUGCCGGCGUGCAAGCCAAGGGCUGCCGCUUCAUCGGCCGAACCUCCUCUGCCUGCCCGGCGUCCUCCGCCAAGGGCGUAACGACUCUCGCUGAUGCAGCAGACUCAGACGUCCCAGCCGGCCCCACCACUCUGUGGGAGCCCUUCACUCUGCAAGCCUCGCUAGGCCCCCUCGACCCAUACUUCGAUCCAUCAGCCAGCAGCGGCAGCAACAAUGGGAGCUACUCAGCGUCGGCUUAUACCAAUAAGAGGGAUCCUUAUAACAAGGCAUUUCAGGACAUGGGGGGAGUGGUGGAUCCUGGGGCAGCAGGUGGGAGUGUUGACCCGAUGGUCUCACUGGAUGAGAAGGUGGGGACGUUUGAGGCGCCUGUGGGGAUCACGCUGAGUCAGAGCAACCCGGGUGACAACCUGUUUCCCAAUGGCAUACAAGAUAGCUCCUUCCACCGCUUUGGAACAUGCAGCAGCAGCAGCUUUGGCAUCGCUCUUGUGGCAAAUAAGGCCGGCGGAUACUGGAACACUGCCAUGUUCGUUAAGGGCCUCUCGUUUGGGUCAGGAACUAAGAAGUUUUGGGCCACACCCAAUCCAUCCUCCGGCCCAAUCCCCCGGGGGGGUCUGGUGGCGCGCUUCUACGCCAUCCGGGAUCUCGACGGGUCGCUCCUCGGCCAAUCAGGCUACGCCGUUGCCAACUACGAUCCGAUCCUGCCGCCCGCCGCCAUCCGGGCGGCGAAGUGCAGCUUCCAAAGCGCGUUUUCGGCCUAUUCAUGCACCUCCGUCUGCUACCGGUCGGUCUCGCUUCAGGCUUGCUCUGCCAGCACCUCGUCUCUGCCGCCCCUGUCGGUCUCGCCGCUGGGCGGCACCGAGUCCGAGGAUGAGGGUGACGAUGACUAUAGCGCGAAUGAAUUCACCGCACGGAACCUUACGAGCACCACAGGAGGUAGUAGCAUUGGUGAGUCUCCUCCACCCCCCCCUCCUGUGGCACCAGCAGCACCAGCAGUACCAGCGGCAGCACAGGCAGCAGGAGAGAGGGAACCAGCUAGGGAGCUCUUUGGCAGGCUGCUACUGAGGAAGGUUGCUCCUGCGCCGGCCCCUUCCCCAACUCCCCGUCGACACUAG